GUGAAGGUUGUGAAUGAGGAGCUCUAUCGAAAAGCCUUUGAGGAAAUAGUCCGCUCCCUGGAUAAGAUGGAGAAUGCCAACAUUCCCUCGGUGAUGCUGUCCCAGAGAGAGUUCCAUUUUGAGGAUGUUAAAUACAUGCAGCUGCAAGUAGAGAGGUUUACAAUCCGCAAUGGACAAGUGCCCUGCCAGUUCGAAUUUAUCAGCAAACCAGACGAGGAAACCUACUGCAAGGAGUGGCUGAUUGCUAAUCCCAGUAAGGGCUUUCUGCUCUCAGAUGCUGAGGUCACAAUUGAGUUGGAGGUGUUUGUCAAUAAAUCAACAGCUACACACUUAAACUCUGGAGAGGAAAAACUUGAAGAUAUCUUGGUCUUGCAUCUUAACAGGGGGAAGGAUUACUUUCUAUCUGUAACAGGCAACUACUUGCCAAGUUGCUUUGGGUCUCCUAUUCAUACGCUGUGUUACAUGAGGGAACCGAUCCAGGACAUGUCAGCAGAAUCCUUUCAGAAACUGACCCUGAUGCCACUGGACAUGAGUGAUGAUGAUGUUCAAGCUGAAAAGCCCAUGGACAUUCCAAAAGAGCUCUGGAUGAUGGUGGAUCACUUGUACCGCAAUGCUUCCCAGCAGGAGGACCUGUUUCAGCAACCAGGCCUCAGAUCUGAAUUUGAGCAAAUCCGAGAUUGUUUGGACAAAGGAAUGCAUGAUACCCUCCUUGGCAGCAACCACUCGGUAGCAGAAGCCCUGCUACUCUUCCUGGAAAGCCUGCCAGAGCCUGUCAUCUGCUACAGGUUCUACAGCAGCUGUUUGGAGAGUGCCAGCAACUACCCACUGAGCAGCCAGAUCAUCUCUAACCUGCCAAGGUGCCAUAAAAAUGUAUUUGAAUAUCUAAUGGCAUUUCUACGAGAACUACUGAAGAAUUCAGGGAAAAACCAUUUGGAUGUGAAUAUUCUUGCUAGUAUAUUUGGCGGCUUGUUACUUCGACCUCCUCCUGGACACCCUAUGCCCGAUAUAACUGAAAAGAAGAAAGCUCAGCAGUUUAUCCAUCAAUUCCUCUUGAGAGAAGACAGUUUACCAUGAAUUUCAGAUGCAGCUAAUCUGAUUUUUAGAUAUCAAAUUCUUGUAAAAAAUUUUUUUUUUGUACAGUAUACUGAUUAUAUUUUGAUAUCACAGUAUUUUAUACAACUGAUUGCUUUUGAAGGCACAGGUUGGGCAGUUUGAAUCAGAUAUCACUGCUUAAGCUGUAUAUCAAAUUUCUGAAUAAGCUAUAUGUAGACAAGCAAAAAUAUAAAAGCUGAUGUUUACGCUGUAUUUUAUUUAACUUGUCUUAAAAGUCAGAAUUUUUAAGUCCUUGUUAUUUAAAUAAAAA
Eurypyga helias (sunbittern) is the source of this 1363-nucleotide messenger RNA. RefSeq names its product type II inositol 1,4,5-trisphosphate 5-phosphatase-like. Lineage: Eukaryota; Metazoa; Chordata; Aves; Eurypygiformes; Eurypygidae. Gene Ontology annotation, cellular component: cytoplasm. The transcript has 8 exons. The annotation marks the transcript as partial. The record is from RefSeq and is a predicted model, not a curated record. Gene Ontology annotation, molecular function: GTPase activator activity. Gene Ontology annotation, biological process: small GTPase-mediated signal transduction.